AUGGUUGACAACAUCUACAAUGACAUUGAGCAUAAAGCGCCUGUAAGUCCUGGUCAGGUGGCGCUUCUUUUAAGUAUCCUGUCGAGUGCGAUGUAUACGUGGACUCGGAAGGACUCAGAAAAUGCACCAUUUGCGACUCCCUCGAAGAUGAAUGCAACAUCUUCUCUGUGGGUCAAAGGAACUCUUGACUUGCUAGAUCACUGUCGGCGCCAAUCCCUUCAAUCCAUCGAAGCCAUCCAGGCAAUGAUCAUCAUAUCCUUUGUCAUUGCUAAUCUGGAAGGUAUCACUGCUCGAUUCCGUGACCUGUUGUCAACAGCCAUAACAGCAGCGCGAGAACUCUCGUUGCACAAAGUCGACCGUCAAUCGGGAAUAGAAGGAAGGGAGGAAACACAUGCUGACUCUGUUGACGCUGAAAUGAAGCGAAGAGUAUGGUGGUAUUUGGUUGCUACGGAUUGGAUGGCAUCACAAUUCCCUGGUCCACAUAGAGGCACGUACAGCAUCAACCCGCUACAUAUGGUGGUCUUAAAGCCUCGCAAUGUUGACGAUGAAAGUCUUAUGGCUGGUUCCCCCAUCGUUGACCGACCGAUGGAGCAACCUACCGAGAUCUCAUAUAGCCUUCAGCGUAUCAAGCUAGCGGAGAUAUGUCGGGAAGUCAUAGAUUCUUCUUCACUGACCACAUUCAAUGACGGCGAUAUUGAGUCUGGGCGGCUUUUGGGGGUGGACCAGCGUAUUGUUACAUUCAUCGGACAAUUACCACAGUUCUUCCGCCUGGAUGGAGAUGCCCUCGACAGCCUCAUCGCCAAGUAUCCGAACAUUGCACCGGGGAUAAUGAUACAGCGGUACAUCAUCAAUUCCUUGGUCCACUCACAACGGUGCCGACUACAUCUCCCGUACUUAGCCCGCGGCUUGGUCGAUCCGAUGUAUGCCCCCUCAAGAGAGGCUUGCCUGGAAGCGGCUCGGUGUGUCAUACAGGCAGAAAGAAUGCUGGCAAGCGAGGAUAUCCCCUUUGUGCUUACGAGACUGAAGUUCUCCGGAAUCUUGCAGUGUGUUGGCAUCGCGAUCACAGCCCUCUUUCUGGACAUGUGUCUUUCUCAGGAACCUGUACCUCGGCAAGCGCGCCGGGCGGAAGUGGUCGAUGCAUGUGGCAUUCUGAAAGACGCCACAAAAGACUCUCCUGUUGCCAUCAAGCUUCUUGAGUCGUUCCAGCAAGUUGUGCGAAAACAUGAUAUGUCGGUCAGCGAGGUCAUUUCUGAGUCCCUCUGUGCCGACAACAGCUCAUCCAGCCUGACCGACACUAUUGCCAACGAACAGGACAACAUUCCAGCUCUUCCCCACCUUGAUGAGAUUUGGCAGAUUUCGCAAACAGACACGAAUAUCCAAACAUUCGAUUGGGAUGCGUUGUUCCUCGAACUUGAUUGUCCGAUGUUGUCUAGCUAG
Molecule: messenger RNA, 1437 nt
Organism: Aspergillus tubingensis
Lineage: Eukaryota; Fungi; Ascomycota; Eurotiomycetes; Eurotiales; Aspergillaceae
Product: fungal specific transcription factor domain-containing protein
Exons: 2
Coding region: 1-1437 (478 amino acids)
Biological process (GO): DNA-templated transcription
Molecular function (GO): zinc ion binding; DNA binding
Source: RefSeq, a predicted model, not a curated record